AUGGACAACAAGUUCAAUCCACCGUGUGUCCCUGAUAUCAGCCACAAGUAUCCCGCAAAGCGCCCAUCAACACGCAAACGUAAAUUUCCGGAUGCAGAGAUGGAUCGCCUCAACACAUUCAAACUUCAUCUCAUCAAUGCAAUGAAAAAUAUGUACGACAGCCUAACACCGCCUGGCGGUGUCUUAACCUCUGAAGAUUUAUUUCACAAUGAUGAGGCAGAAGCAAUUGUGUUCAAUCUACACAACAUCUCCACUAAGGAUGAUAUCCAAUCACUCAUUGGCGGACAGUCCUUCUCAGGCCAGCUGGAUAAAUUGGACAAGCUUGUAGCCGAAUUCAAAUCAAUGCAGGAAGAUAGCAAUACUGAGGGUUGCAGCCAGAAGUUUGCAAAAUUAAAUGGUAGCAAUACUCAAACACCGAUGGAACCCAAUGGUUCAGAGUUGCGCGCUCUAAGCGGACACCUUGAGAAUGAGCCACUUUUGAACGGACAACCUGAGCCUUCUGGACGUUCUCCACACAAGACUAAAAGGGAAAUCGCCGCGGAGAAGAGACAGCAGAAAGCAAAAGAAAAGGCAUUAUCACUAGAGCGGGAACAGAAAUGGAAGGAACAAGUUGCUGAAAUCAUGGCCCAGACUUGGGAGAAAUACAAUGGGGAGAAGACAAGCAAAAACACUGAGAAUUGCCCUUGCGGGUCGGACUCGGUUGGCCAACAAAUGCCUUCGGAAUGA
Molecule: messenger RNA, 726 nt
Organism: Puccinia triticina
Lineage: Eukaryota; Fungi; Basidiomycota; Pucciniomycetes; Pucciniales; Pucciniaceae
Exons: 2
Coding region: 1-726 (241 amino acids)
Source: RefSeq, a predicted model, not a curated record